This is a messenger RNA of Rhipicephalus microplus (southern cattle tick), 1485 nucleotides long. RefSeq names its product iris. Gene Ontology annotation, molecular function: serine-type endopeptidase inhibitor activity. NCBI's taxonomy places the organism in Eukaryota, Metazoa, Arthropoda, Arachnida, Ixodida, Ixodidae. The record is from RefSeq and is a predicted model, not a curated record.
AUGAGCCCGGAGUCAUCGCCGAAUCUGCUGACGUCCAGCAGCCAGAUCUCCCCGACACCGGUGACCAGCAUACGCAGUCAGUCCUGGCCACUGGACGAGCGUCACGAGCAAGAGGGCAACGGCGCUGACAGCCGAGAAGGAAAAGGGCCAUCCGGCAAAAGCUCGCCCCGGCGAAUGGUCGUGGCGGCGCUGAGCAACGCCAUCCUGCAGUUCGGCAUCAACUUGUACCACGCCCGGCAAUCGCAUCGCGCAGCGCCUGCAAGCGACCCGCAGCAUGCCCAUCACCACCCACAAAAUGUGGUCUUCUCGCCUUACCUGAUCGCCAGCACUCUGCAGCUGAUGCAGUCGGGCGCACGCGGCGAGACGGCGGCGCAAAUUUCGCGCCUCUUGCAGUGGCCCGUACAAGCAGGCGUCGAUAAACAAGAACAAGUAGAGCAGGUGGUCCGCUACUUCGAACAUCGAGACAAGCGUCUGCUGCCGGACGGCCGUCACGACUGCUACCAGAAGGCGGGCUUCACAAUCCAGUACGACUGCUGUCUGCACAGAGACCGCCGGGUGACGCUCAAAGAAGAAUUCCAGGCGCGCCAUCUGAGGCCAUCGACAGCAGACUGGGUGGUGUCCACGUCACUGAGCGGCGGCGCUGAAAGCGGCAGCGACAGCCGCCGCCACAAGCAACGCUGGAAGAUCGAGGCGCAGCUGAAGGAGGCCGUCCCGCUUCUGGGGAAAAGCGUCAAUUUCGAGGCCCUCCCGCGGGGCACGGUGGAAGAGAACACGUCGCUCGUGCUGCUCAGCGCCGUCGGGAUAAAGGGUCGUUGGCGACGCCGCUUCGACCCGAUAAACGUGGGCGAGGGCUUCUUCUACGAGCCUGUGCUUGUGGAUGCGGUCGACGGGCAGCCAACAGAAGAAUGCAAACCGAGAGGCGUCACCAUGAUGCACCGUACGGGAAACUUCCGCAUGGCCGACAGCGCCGAGCUCGAGGCCACGGCUCUCGAGCUGCCUUACAAAUCCGGCGCGCGGUGCCUCGUCAUCUUCUUACCACAAAAGCGAGAUGGCCUCGCUACCCUCGAGGCCCGCAUGACGGCGGCCAACCUGGCGCAGUGUCUGCGCCGGAUGAAGCGGCGCACGGACGUCGACCUGACGCUGCCCAAGCUAUACGUGCGCGACACGAUGGACCUUGCCGCGGCGCUGUCGUCGAUGGGCGCGGACGCGCUUUUUCGCAGAGGCGCAGCGGACCUUUCCGGCAUGUGUGGAUCCGAGGGCGCGUUCGUAUCCGUCGCCAAGCACGCGGCGGCCUACCGCACCAGCUGGAAAGGACGCGUGAGUCGUUCGGCCACCCUGCCACCGGCGCCGGAGCACGAGAAGUUCACGGUGGACCGGCCGUUUCUUUUCCUGGUGCUCAGCCGGCGACCCAACGCAGUACUUUUGCUGGGCUCCGUGAGGAGCGUCAGACCGCACUUUUGCGAGGAGCUUCUGCCGUCGCCCUGA